Molecule: messenger RNA, 1507 nt
Organism: Varroa destructor (honeybee mite)
Lineage: Eukaryota; Metazoa; Arthropoda; Arachnida; Mesostigmata; Varroidae
Gene: Vps29
Product: vacuolar protein sorting 29
Biological process (GO): retrograde transport, endosome to Golgi
Cellular component (GO): retromer complex
Source: RefSeq, a predicted model, not a curated record
CGUCGUUUCAAGGUUGAGGCAUAAAAGUGAACUUGAAGUGGACACAUGACUUGAGAAUAAGUUCCAUUUCAUAAGAGUGAACACUCAAAGGUACUUGUGCUUACUCCUAUGUUAUAACGUCCAUAAAGCGGCCAUUGUUGGAUUCGAACUUAUCCAGUUUGCGCUACCAGCUGCGUUCAGUGACGGAGUUAUCAAUAGGGCGUCUCUGCAGUGACAAGCGACGGCCAAUGCAUUCGGUUCUCUGCAACCGUGAAAGAGAAAGGUGCUAUGCGCUGAGAUCUGUCUAGAUCUGACUGACGGAUCAGAAAAAGGUGCGUCCGUGGAUAUCCUACUGUAUAGAGCCAGUCGGCUGAAAUUGGAAAGUUAGAAAGAUGCUGGUUCUAGUUCUCGGUGAUCUGCAUAUUCCCCAUCGGACGCAUAGCCUGCCUGCCCAGUUCAAGAAAAUGCUUCAACCGGGUCGGAUACAACACAUCCUUUGCACAGGUAAUUUAUGCACAAAAGAAUCAUACGAUUACCUAAAAACGUUAGCGUCCGAUGUCCACGUCGUCCGUGGAGAUUUCGACGAGAACUCUAAUUACCCUGAACAGAAAGUCGUCACCGUAGGCCAAUUUCGAAUCGGUCUCUGCCACGGCCAUCAGAUCGUCCCGUGGGGUGAUAUCGAAGCGUUGGCUGUGGCUCAACAUCAACUGGAUGUAGACAUUCUAAUUUCAGGCCAUACGCAUCGAUUUUCUACGCAUGAGCAUGGCGGGCGUUUCUUCAUAAAUCCUGGCUCAGCUACAGGAACCUAUUCCGCCCUGGAAAGCGAUGCUACCCCCUCCUUUGCCUUAAUGGACAUUCAGAGUAGUAACGUUGUGGUUUAUGUCUAUCGACUUGUCAAUGGCGACGUAAAAGUUGAACGUACCGAAUAUAAGAAACCUUAAACUAAUAAUCUGCGACUGAAAAAAGAGAAAAGAUGCAUGCAAUUAUAACUACCCUGGCAAACGUGGGUCCUGCCCUUCAAAUGGCCUUAAAUGAGGAAAUCGGUCGGGUGGAAAGGUUCCGGGGCUGUUAUAAUAAUCCACAAUGAUGGACUCUAUAUAAUUCGUUUGUUUGUUGGCCGUUGUGGCAAGCAAAAUUUGAAAUUUUAUUGCAAGUACGACACGAAAGGAGAGAUAAUGUUAAAAAUACAAGCACAGUAAAUAUAUUACACACAUAUAUAUAAACAUAUUAUCACAUGAAUAAUAAUUGAAUUUUCAUAUAACGUUCGAGGCUCGGUAAUUGAAGAUUCACGCAUAGACAUGUAUAGACGAAACAUUGAGACGUAGCUAAAAAAAACAAAUUAGAAAGAUAACUCGAGUGCACAAAAUCUUCGUGAAAAAACUCAAUCAAGUACGUUUUUUAAACAUAUAUGCUACUAUAUAAACACAGGCACCUAUAUAUUAAAAAUGGUAUGCGAAUAUUUUUCGAAAGGAAGAACAUGAGUGUUUCAGUGGACGCUAGUAAUAAAGAACGAAACAACAGACGGUAA